Acanthamoeba castellanii str. Neff is the source of this 156-nucleotide messenger RNA. RefSeq lists its product as uncharacterized. Lineage: Eukaryota; Discosea; Longamoebia; Acanthamoebidae. The record is from RefSeq and is a predicted model, not a curated record. Bases 1 to 156 code for a protein of 51 amino acids. The transcript has a single exon.
AUGCUUGCCUUCCUCAGUCUCCUUCUCAGCCUGGAUAUGUUCCAAGAGGUCUACCUGAGCUUUCUGUUGGUUGGGCAUACACAUGAAGACAUUGACCAGCUCUUCUCCACUGCUCAGACAAAGUUCCAUACCUCUUCCAUUCACACCCCAAGGUAA